Chara braunii is the source of this 2717-nucleotide messenger RNA. The record is from the annotation of a GenBank genome assembly. NCBI's taxonomy places the organism in Eukaryota, Viridiplantae, Streptophyta, Charophyceae, Charales, Characeae.
CGGAGAAAUUUCAGCCGUUGAUACAGGGGGACGAAAAUGGACGGCGAUCGUUUCGAGACAAAACCGAAGGGAAACAAACGCGUGGCGAUCAAAUCAUGGCAGCCUCGGUGGAAAGAGAAGCUUAGGGAAGAAUGUGUCCGGCGGGUUCAGAAGAACAGAGCUGAGCUCUUAUGGCAGCUGCGGCAAUCCCAGGGCGUCAACACGAGACCAGACCAGGCGGGAAAGGUUGAUGUUCUAGGAGUUGUCCAGUCCGGCACCCCGCGUGUGAGUCGCAGACUUCGGGAAGGGGCAGCAGGGAGUUCAUCCGGCUGUGCAAGACAGUUGUGCGUAUCAGGGUUUUGCGCAGCUUUUCUCUUCAGCCAAGUGGCGCUUGCGAUGAGUGGCAUAAAUUGGGGUGGUGGAGGGCGACCAGGAGGAGCGGGAGUGGGAGCUGGAGCGGAGGAAAUAGCUGCGCAGUGGGUGCGUGGAGGAUCGGGGCGGGCACACACGAAUAACUGGGCUGUUCUCGUCUGCACCUCCCGGUACUGGUUCAACUACCGCCAUGUUGCGAACACGUUGUCCUUGUAUAGGACCGUGAAGCGGCUCGGCAUUGCUGAUGAUCACAUCAUCCUCAUGCUUGCCGACGACAUGGCAUGCAAUGCACGUAACACGUACCCUGCACAGGUGUUUAACAACAAGAAUCGUCGUUUGAAUCUUUACGGGGACAACGUGGAGGUCGAUUACCGAGGAUACGAGGUGACGGUGGAGAACUUCUUGAGAGUGCUAACAGGGAGGCACGAUCCUGCAGUUCCUCGGUCGAAGCGCCUUCUGACGGACGCCGGCAGCAACAUUCUGAUCUAUAUGACUGGGCACGGAGGCGACGAGUUCCUAAAGUUUCAAGACUACGAGGAGAUUCAGAGCCACGACUUGGCGGACGCCAUUCAGCAAAUGCACCAGAAGGGUAGGUACAACGAAGUCCUGAUCAUGGUGGACACAUGCCAGGCGAGUACGUUGAACACGCAACUGUACUCGCCCGGCGUGAUUGCCAUCGGGAGCAGCAAGAAGAAGGAGAACUCGUAUUCCCAUCACAUGGACAGCGAUGUCGGGGUUUCCGUUGUCGACAGAUUCACGUACUAUACUCUAAGCUUCUUUGAAAAUCUUGACAUCAACAGUUCUGCCUCGAUCUUAAGCUUGUUCCAGUCCUUCAACCCAGCCUUGCUGCUCUCGCAUGUGGAGUAUCGUACAGACCUUUUCCAGCGGGACAUUUCGAGGGUUCCUGUCACAGACUUCUUUGGAUCUGUAAUGAAUGUGAAACACACCUUUGCUGCUUAUCCAGACUUCCAAGGUGAUGGAAGCAGCAGCGAAGAACGCACUGUGGUGCCAACAACCCUCACUGAGCAAGAAAAAACAGAUCGCCUGCAAGUAGGCGCUGCUGAUGAGAACUACAAAGAUAGACCUGCUGGGGAUGCAGCGCAAUCAGAGAGCUCGAAUCCCACCCCUUUCUCAAAAAAGAUGUCCGGGGGACACGGGUCGAACACCCACAGCCGUGACCUGAGUAGUUGUGACUCCGUGACAUAUCAAAUAGACUGGAGGGACAAUCAAGAUCAGUGUUCAGACUUGCCAGUGUUGGCAGGCAUGAUAGGUUUGGGAUUCCUGGUUAUGGUGGUGUCCUUGAUGUCAGCGGAAAGACGGGUGGAGAGGGUUCCAGCGUCUUGUAUCGCUUACUAGAUAGAGGUAAAACCAGAAACCAAGGAGUCGUUCCCUCCGUCGCCUUACUUCUGGCUACCUGUGACCACACUCAGGGCAUACUCACACUCGGACUAUUUUGACUGAGCUCUGGACGUGAUUACUGUCAGAUGCAUCCAGGUCUGGCCGUAAUUUCAGUCAGAUAACGUUUGUUAGUGCGAGUAUGGCCUCUCUGGGUGGGUGUGACCACGACUCAAAUUGCAGAGUCCUUCGCUCUGCGUGGCCUCUCCGGGUGGGUGUGACCACGACUCGAAUGACUACAAGAUGCAGAUUGUCAAGUAAUGCAUGAACUGUGCUGUUUCCUACGACGCAGUUGCAGCAAAGAGAGCUCGCCUCCCACACGGUAGAGACCGGACCGAAGCGGUUGAUGACAUCAUCGUUGCUUGACAUUGCAGUCGCUACCGUCUUACCCCGUGUAGAACCUACGGUCGCUAUUGCUCCGUCUACUAGACUGAAAGAUGCUCCAAAAAUACACAGCUGAAAUGACUGUACGGUGUACGUUCUAUUCGGGGGAAGGCGGUGGAGCAUAAACUCGCUGUCAGUGAGAAGGGCCAGCAAAGGCCAUGCAACCAGUCCAUGGACCUCUGCUUAGGAGCUCAGAUGGUAAUGAUUAUGAUGGUUGUGCCAUUCUCUCUCUACGGCGAUGAUUCGUGUGGGCUUAUACCUGCUUGGCAUUGCCCUGGUUGUGGGGAUGGUUACGUCUGGUUUAUCAAUGCUCGAGAUUACAGUUGAUGGCACAAACACAGUAUAGUAUGUCGGAGAAGGGCCUGCCUGACAAGUGUGUGUAAGAUGAGAGAACUUUACUACAAGCAGUGAAGGCUCACUGAUCAUGAUGACAGAGUGGUUGUGGUGACGGUUAAGAUGGCGAUAAUGUUCAUGAGAAGUUAUGGGUCACUCUGAAUAAGAACAGUGGUUGAUAUAUCUGAGCAACCACGGGCUGAGAAGAUGUGAACCAGGUUGCAACGCACCAUGAACAAAAUGUCAAGAAGACU